CACACCUCACACACUCUCACACACACACACUGUGGAGAGAGGAGGUGGCGGCUCCUGGGACUCACAUCCUGUCUGACAUGACGGGGAAUUAGAGAAGCGAGGACCAUUUCAGCGCCUCGGAGGGAAACGACUGCGGGACGUUUGGAUUAUUACGGCGGUUAGACCCCGCAGGACAGACACACGGUCCAGGUCUCAGCGCGAGGAGGACUCAGAGACUGAGACCGGCGGUGGAGCUUUGAAAUAUUUACUUUAGAUCUGAAAGUGUGUGUCUCAGGUGUCCCUGCAUGCGGUGUUUUACCAGUGGAGAUUUGACCUGAUUGGACAGUAUCGAUCAUAGAUCAUCUUCAAACACACUUUGUGUUGCUUUAAAUCCUCCUUCCUCGCAGAAAUGCCUCUUCAGAAGCAGACAGGAGGGAAAUAGUUGCUGCAGAGUCUGUUGGGAUUAUUUUGCCGGAGGGUUUUAUUGAACCGGGGAUUUGCCAGGUUAAUCCCGGGACUGCUGACGACGCCAGCACCAUGAUCAGCUCGGAGGCCCUGCGGCCGGCCGCGUCCGGCAGGAAGCCGCUGGGCAAGCUGGCCUCCCGGCUGGAGGAGGUGAAGAACCCGUGGCGACAGGUCUCCACGCUGGAGCUGAGCCACAACGAGGCGGCCCGGCUGGCGACGGACGCCCUGCUGGAGCACGGAGAGAAGGAGUACCGCAGGGUCCUGGCCGAGGAGCGGGAGCUCAACUUUCUGUCCCCGCUGGAGGUCCGCUACAUCACCCAGCAUGCGGCCAAGGCGUGCGGCUCCGAGAGCAACGGCACCGGCCCCAACGACCGGGACUUCGGGGACGGGGACGACGUGUCCGAGCUCACCUCCGGGACUUACUUCCCCAUGAUGUCCGACGAGGAGCCGCCGAUGCUGGAGCUCGGCUGGCCGGACUCCCCGGCGAGAUACGGACCGUCGGAGACGCAGAUCUACUUCCAGAGGGACAAGACUCAUAACGUCAAAGACCUCAUCCGGUCCCUGAUCAACAAAGCCAAAAAGGUGAUAGCGCUGGUCAUGGACGUGUUUACAGACGUGGACCUGCUGUGUGACCUCAUGGAGGCGUCCAACAAGCGCCGGGUCCCCGUCUACAUCCUGCUGGACGAGAAGAACCUCGACUACUUCACAGAAAUGUGCUCAGCGCUCGACAUCCAGAACUCCCACCUGAGUAACAUGCGCGUUCGCAGUGUGUGCGGGGACACGUACUGCACCAAGAGCGGCAAGAAAUUCACCGGUCAGGUCCUGGAGAAGUUCAUGAUCAUAGACUGCGAAGAGGUCAUCGCCGGGUCGUACAGUUUCACCUGGCUGUCGGCUCAGGUGCACAGCAACAUGGUGAUGCAUUUCUCAGGCCGCAUCGCCGACAGCUUCGACCGGGAGUUCCGCUGCCUGUACGCCGACUCGCAGAUCAUCGACUACUUCUUCAACCCGGAGGAGGAGGGGAUGCCCUACUACCCGUCGUACCAGCCCAUGGUGGCCCCCGGCAUGGGCAUGGGGCUCGGCCCGGUCAUGGGGCUGGAUUUACUCUCUGACAGCAGGCAGAGGGACAGGGUGUGCUCCGAAAACUCCAGCAGCCAAUCGAGUAACAGCGUGUCCAGCGUGAAGGCUGCACCUGGGAUGACCUCCAACAUGGUCUACAAGGUCACCCAAGGUCAUGACAAGAAGGAGGCCAACAACAACUCUCACCUCAGCCCUGAGAGGAGAGGUGGAGGUCAGACCCCGACGCCUCAGAGUCACGUCACGCCGGGACCGCGGGUCAACGGAGGAACCAAUCACAGCCCGGCCAUGGAGCGGCCGCCGCCGGCCUACGGUCAGCCGAUGGGCAUCGAGUGGAGCAAACCCAACCCGGCCGACGUCAUGCGGUCGAACAUCGGCGGCACCUCCUCCAAGUUCCAGGCGUUGGGGCUAUACGACCACAAACCGGGCAUGUUCCACAGCGCCGGGCUCAUCCCCGGAACCCCCAACUCAAACCUGAACCCCAAGUCCUCAACCCCCUCCCCGGUCAACGACAGCAAACUGGCCCCCAAGCAGAGGACUUCUUCCAACCAGUUCCUCAACAAAUUCACAGACUUCUUCCUGCCCCCCUCCAACAAAGACAAAGAGACCUACAACUUCCGGAGGUCUCCGUCCCCUCACGGCACCACGUCCUGGGGAGGUCCGGACCUCUCUCAAACCGAGCCGGAGAGCGAGCAGAGCCCGCCGCCGCCCCCGUCUCCGGCCGCCGUGAUGAACCGGCAGGACCAGAAAAGAAUGACGCUGGGCCACAGCAAGCUGGACCUGGUGAACCAGUACAACAAGAUGAAGUCCAAGCAGGUGUACAGCCGCUUCGAGCUCAAGAGCUCCAACUAGAGUCCGGACCGGUUCCGUCAGCCCGCUCCUUCUUCCAGACCCUUUGUUCUUCCUCCGUCUCGUCUUCGUGGUUUUUAUGGCGGUCAGUCCUUCGUCUUCUUCCGCAGUUCAGCGAUGCCUGGUGGAAAUCAAGCCAUUGCAGCCACGUCGGCUCUUUCACCACAUUUACAGGGUUUUCCUCUGAGAUUCUUGAAACCACAUUGCCUCUUUUAUCGUGCGACGAGCCUUCACGAGUCCAGUAGACCCUGCGGCUCUUUGUGGGGACGUAGUUUACAAAAUCACACGAGAAGGAAAUCGUACAUUCGCUAAAAUGUCAGGCUGAAACUGAUCUGUGAAAAUCAGCCAUGUGGCCAUUUUUCAACAGUUACCUGAAGAUUCACAUCAACCGACGGCGUCUGUCAACAGAAGACCUGAACUGUGAGAGCAGAUCGUCCACGUCUUUACACACAGGAUAUCCACAGACAGUUCAGGCUCGUCACCUCCGACAGUCCACCUUAUUUAACAAUAAUCUUAAAGUCUGAGCCGAACCUUUGAUUCUCCCUUUGACCUUCUGGAAUAUUAACUACACUGAUAGUGGAGCUACUGUGCCUGAUUUUCCAUUUAAAGGAUUAAACUGGUUGGAGAAAGGGGUCCAUGCUUCAGGCCUCUGGGUGGGCGUGUCCCAUGGCGUCUACUCCGCCCACGCAGAUGCUGCACCAAUCAAAUUGCAAGAAGCAACAGUGUCAGUCGAAACCAAAUAGACCUAAACACUGACGAGAUUUUUACUGAUAUCUCAGCAAAAAUAUGUAUGAUGAAUGAUUUCAGUCAGACUUUAAUGUCAAACUCAGCUUUUUUAUGUUAUUUGACACAAACAAGGAAAAACAGAAAAGUGAAAUAAAUGUUUUCCCUUCAGAAUAAGAUCAAACAGUUUUAGGAAUCUGUUAAAAUGUGAUUUAAAGAAAAGCUCGUCACCCUUUUCGCUUCACUCCUGCGACACUCCCGUAUCAUAGUGUAAAUAACAUGUGCCUUGAUCAUCCUGCCUUAAGGUUUACAGACACAUUUUAAUAUAUGACAUGUUAGCGAUCUGCAGCCGCCGUCACCGCCGGGAACAAAGUUUUUCUGUAAACAGAAGCAGCACGUCGACGUGACGCGUUACGAUUCUGGGAAUAUAGGUGUAAACAUAGAAAGUGAAGCGCUGCAGGUGGAAAAUAUUGUUCUCAACAGAAGUAACGGAGCUAAACGAGACAGUCCUGUAGAGAAGCUGUUUGUCUUAUCAGCGUUUAAACUCUACAGUGCUGUUCCACCCUUUAUACAUUAAGUUCUUCAUUACUGAGGAUUGUUUUCUCAUAAUGUACAUUUUAUACAACAAACAGCAUUUUUCAAACAUGUAGAUCUGUAUAUAGACUGUUAAUUCAAACCAAUUAGAUAAAGUUAGCUGGGAUAUUUCUAUGAUGUUUUCCUUUCGUUGUACUUUCUGAUGAAUUGUGCAGAUGUACAGUAGUUCUUCAUCACAGCAUUACAGGGCUAAACGAUUCCUCGUCAGCGUGCAGCAGCAGUGUGAAAAAACAGAUUUUUGCUGUAGUCACCGAAGCAAUAAUGAUUGACAGUGAUCAAUUCUUUUGAUAUGUGUCGUUUCAUGUCGUGAGUGUGUUUGUUUACUGCUCAUUUCAGCCGGACGGCGUGCGGCGCCGACUCCUCCGUGUCUCUGUGAACUGACUGUCAGGACUUUGGGUUGUUGUUCGAGAAACGUCUUAAACUGAUUUGUUAUUUUAUUUUUACAUCAUGUUAUUUACUGGAGAAUGUGAACGUUCACUUUAAAUUGAUCUUAAUUUGUAAGAUAAAAAGUUUAGGAUUUAAUAAAACUAAAAGUUGGAGUUAAGA
Molecule: messenger RNA, 4230 nt
Organism: Chelmon rostratus (copperband butterflyfish)
Lineage: Eukaryota; Metazoa; Chordata; Actinopteri; Chaetodontiformes; Chaetodontidae
Gene: sack1c
Product: family with sequence similarity 83 member C
Exons: 5
Coding region: 517-2370 (617 amino acids)
Source: RefSeq, a predicted model, not a curated record